AUUGCCUCAAACGACUUUACGCUGGGCUCGCGAUGCUUCUCUCUUUAGGAUUUUCAGUCAACAGGACUUCUAUUCAUAAUAUUUCUAUUGGACCCUCUGUCUUCGAGGAUGUGUUAUUGUACUUUCAUACGCAUUCCAGUUUGUCGAAGGCCUCCUCUUUGUCUGAAAAGACUACAAUCGUACAGAUCUUAUUCCCUUCCUAGCUUCUCAACAUUUGUCUUUACAUUUGCUACCUUGCCAGGUCUAGCGGAUGCGAUGAAAGUUGGGAAUCUGACCCUAAUGUUGACCAAGUCGGUUCAAUGCCAUCAUGGCACAAGUUUCACGGUCUCGCAUGGCGGAUGUGUCACAUACGCACCCGCUGUCCAGAGCCUAUCACAGGCGCUAAAGACGGUCUACCAUGCGUUUCGAGCUCCUAAAGGGCACGCGUCGGUUUUCCAAUGCUGGGCGUAACAUGCUGAUCAUAGAGGAUGGUUUGACUAUGCCUGGGUGCUAGAAGAUCCUGGGGAGAGAGCGGGUGAAACACGUCGGACAACUUUG
This is a messenger RNA of Aspergillus caelatus, 537 nucleotides long. RefSeq lists its product as uncharacterized. NCBI's taxonomy places the organism in Eukaryota, Fungi, Ascomycota, Eurotiomycetes, Eurotiales, Aspergillaceae. Bases 109 to 450 code for a protein of 113 amino acids. The transcript has a single exon. The record is from RefSeq and is a predicted model, not a curated record.